GACCCCGCGGGCGGAGGAGGCGCGGCGCGGGGCGCGCGUUUCCACCGCUCAGCGGGUCAGUGUCGAGGUGCGGGAGUCCCGGAGCGGAACCGGCGCCGCGCUUGAGGGGCGAUGCCACUCGGUCUGGCCGCCCGCCGCGAGCACCGCCCCGGAGACAAAGCCCGCGCGUGAGCGGCGCCCUCGGCCCGGCUCACCAUCUCCCCUGUGGCCUGCUCCAGGAGAGACAGCUGCUGGCCACGAGGACAGGACUUCGAGGGACGGGCUGUCUGGGGAUCGGCUGGCUCCUGCCGCAUUGGUGACCCAUCUCUGGUUGUGCUUCCAAGCGAGCGCACAGCAGGGCCCUGACGCAGCCUCUCGUCUGUCGACUGUCAGCUACUCCUGCCGCCAGCUGGUCCCCGGCCCAGGCCUGUCACUGUGCCAUCUCUCAGCAGGGGCAGCAGAAUGAAAGAAGGCAUGUCCAAUAACAGCACCGCCAGCAUCUCCCAAGCCCGGAAAGCUGUGGAGCAGCUGAAGAUGGAAGCCUGCAUGGACAGGGUGAAGGUCUCCCAGGCAGCGGCGGACCUCCUGGCCUACUGUGAAGCUCAUGUGCGGGAGGACCCUCUCAUCAUCCCAGUGCCUGCGUCAGAAAACCCCUUCCGAGAGAAGAAGUUCUUUUGUACCAUCCUCUGACUCCAUUUGUUAUGAAAACGUCUCCUUUUCUGUCUGUGAAAUCCCUGGUAGAGACCGCGCAUGCUCUUAGCUGUAGGGAGCUCUGCCCACACUCACCCCUGCCCAACCAGCGUUAUGCCGCUGCCUGUCUUUUCAUUGGUUUUCUUCAUUGUCUGCAGUUUCACCUUUUCUUUUCAUGUUUCUGUUAUUUUCAUUAUUAGGAAAGAAAAUACACAUUUUUUAUAGCCAAAUAACAAAUGUGCCAAGUUAAAAAUAAGUAUGGGUGUAAGGGCUUCAAUUUUUUAAACAUCAGUUCCCAAGUUUACUUACAUCAAGUUUAUACAUUUCAGUGGAUAAUUUAUUGAGAAAAGAUACUCAACAAGCCCCCCAUAUACCUAUCAUUCAGUAUCAAAUUAGAGCAUUUUGACCAACUGAAGUCCAUGGGUAAAGGUUCCAUCUCUCUUCCUGGAGAAAGUUCUGGAAGGUUUCUAUUUCCUGCUUUUCCAUCAUCCUGUUUAAAAAAGAAGGAACCCACAUCACUGGAUGGUUUUCUAAAUAGGGUCAUCUGGGGCCCUGAGACUCAGCCCCAGAUAGAGAGCCCAGCCCCCUGUUUCCCACUGAUUGUCAUUAAUUCCCUUUGUAGGUGGCCCUUCUGCAAAUGUAGGUGUUGGGUAGAUAUUGGGGUGAGCUACCUGUAAAUGUGCCCCCGCUACUGCUCUUUACGUGCUCCAGCCAAGCAGGCCAGGGGCACACUUCUUCUCUCCAGAUACCACUUCAUCCUGCCUCCUCCUAUUCUGGCUCCUGCCUGCAGGGGCUGGAUUAAUAAGGGCCUGUUCUGGGCACAGCACUGGGCCCUGCAGGGUUUCACCUGGGUGGCCCCUGCCCCAGAGAGCAAGUCAGGGGCGCAACUCACCACGUAGCAUCCAUGAUCGAAGCAGUGACAUGUACCCACUUACUUAAUCCUCCAGCAAUACACAUCUGUUCUAAAAAGAGGAAAACUGAGGCACAGAGAGACCGUGUAGUUUCCCCAAAGCUAUAGAUAGUAAGCCAGGAGGCUGGGACCUGAGUGCAGACAGUCUGACUCCUAAGCCCCUGAGUUCCACUGUCUUCCAGCCCUACCUGUUUGCAGGUAGGUAGGGAGACCUGAAAUGGCCUGAGCCGUGUGCCAUGAAGCACCAUCGCUGGGGCCUGCUCAGCAGCACACUUCUCUUCCCAUCUUCCCUGGGAGCAGACAUGUCAGUCCCAUAUUCUGACAGCUUAUGGAAGAUGAUAGGUGGCUGCCCAUGUGGAAGGCUAGACAGUUUUUUAUUUUUCUGAGACAAACUUGCAGGUUCCACCUAAAACAAACUCCUAUCACUCCAGUAAAGGAAGGGAGUAAACCACAGGGCAGAGAGUGAGUGCUCUGUCCAGGUUUGCCCUGUUCCAUUUGUUUGGGAACUUCUACCCCAGCUCUGGCAGUGGCUACACUGUGCGAUUCUAAGCAAGCCACUGUAUGCCUGGAGCAUUCCAGUCUGAAGAUUGUGGAUAGUGGGUAGUUAUUCCUCCUGUCCAUCAUAAAGGAGAUCUGUUCUGAGUGUUCAGUGGAAGGACUGAUGUUGAAGCUGAAACGCCAAUAUUUUGGCCACCUGAUGCGAAGAGCUGACUCAUUUGAGAAGACCCUGAUGCUGGGAAAGAUUGAGGGCAGGAGGAGAAAGGGAUGACAGAGGAUGAGAUGGUUGGAUGGCAUCAGCAGCAACUCAAUGGACAUGAGUUUGAGUCAACUCUGGGAGUUGGUGAUGGACAGGGAGGCCUGACGUGCUGCGGGUCAUGGAGUCGCAAAGAGGUGGAUGCGACUGAACUGAACUGAACUACUGUCUUUGCUCUAAGACAGGGGGAGGUGCUACAUAGAUGAAAGCUCUGAUUAUCAUUUAAAACAAGUAAAUGUACUAAAUGCCAGGGUAUAGUAUAAGGAUCUAGAAUGUGUGAAUUCAAAGAUCCGUGGUUCAGUUGGAAGAAUCAUGUAAAAUCACCCACAAAAAAGGCAAAUAUAAUUUUCAGAUCAGUUAGUGACUUGCUACCUUUGUAAAUGAUUUUAGUACAUUUUUUCUCUUCGCUUCUUUUGUUGAAAUCAAUUCUUCGUUUCAUGAAAGCUCCCUGACAAAACCAGUGCUGUUAGGAAGCUGUGUGCUCAAACUAUAGCAUAAUUGUAUGCUGUCUGUGAUAAUAUGACUUCUAGUCUCCCUCUGUUUUGGUUUAUGACCAGGAUCUCUUUAUCCUGUGGUCCAUGUCAACAUCAUUAACUUGAUCAAGCAAAGUAGAAUCCGUAAAAGCACAUCAGAGAGACUGGGAAAGUGGGACAACACAGAAACCAGCUAAACCAGGUCAAGAAACAAUUCACACUCCUCGACUUCACCAAACUCCCUUCCUUUUGUUUUCACUUUCAUGUUCUUUCCCCUCUCCUCCUGUCUGCCUUGCAUCCCGCCAUGAAAUGCUUUUUGUCCUUUCACUACACCUUUUCCUUUCAAACCUGCAGCAUUUUGUGUGGCUCACCCCUUCUAAUGUAUCCCUGAACUCAGUGUUGCCCUUAAGGGCAAACUCACGCGCAUGGGCUGUGAGACACACGAAUGUGUGGAUGAGACCCUCCCCCUAGCGGAAGUAAGGAUCCGAUGAAGCUGACUGUAGUGAGCAGUUGUCAUGUGGCGUUUCCAGCUUGACUUUCCAGCACCUGACCCCUUUCCUAAAGGGGGAAAUCAUGAAAGCACCCCAUAUAAACAAAUGUAGUGGGGUGCAGUGCCUCCAGCACCAUGGAUGCUGAAGUGGGAAAGCCUUCCCUGUCUCAGGUGCAUCCCCUUCUCCAGCACCAGACUGACCAGGCAGUGCCCAGUGACCUAGGGUGGACUCCUUGGACUCCCAUGCUUAGGACUGUGAGUUUGGUGCAAGUGACACAGAAAUUAAGGGGUGCUGAAAUUCAUUUCAUGGGCGCUGUGAUGGUUCAGGAGUGGCAGUGGUCAUGAAGGUUUCCAAGACUAGCAGGCUGCGGGGUGGUGUCCACCGGUAGUAGUGUCUAGGGAUGACAGAGUCCGGAGCAGAUUGUUUCUGCUUUGUUCCUUGGCCCCACUGAGCUGUCUUGGCCCCCACCUGUCUUCCUAACUCUCCUUUCUAGCUUUCUGUCAGUUCGGUGAGCAUUCAAGCUCCAUCCAAUAAAUUCCUCAUUCUUCUGUGAAAUAACCUGGGUUAAGUGUAUUUAUCAUAUGACCUAAAGACUCCGUUCCUAGGUGUCUACCCAAAAGAAAUGUGUAUGUAUAUUCACUAAGAGAAAGGUACUAGAAAAUUCAUAGAAGCACUGUUCAUAAUAACCCCAAACUGGAAAGUACCCACAUGCCCAUGUUGAAUGGAUAAACAAAUUACAGUAUAUUCACACACUGAAGCCCUACACAGCAAGGGAUACUCCUGCAGACACACACGCAACACUGUGUGAGUCUCACAAGAGGAGGCAAAUCCAUACUGUGUAGUUCUGUUUACAUCAAGUGAGAAACCUGGCAAAGCUGUUUGCAAGUAGUUAUGUAAGUUACUCUUAGGGGGCACAAGGGUGUUCCUUGGAUGUUCUGUUCCUUGAUCCGGUUGCUGGUCACUUGGGCGUGUCUAUUUUGUGAGAAUUCUUCGAGCUGUACACUUGUGGUUUGUGCCCGUUUCUGUAUGUAUGUUGUACUUCAAUAAAAAGUGUGCUUAGCAAU
Capra hircus (goat) is the source of this 4361-nucleotide messenger RNA. RefSeq names its product G protein subunit gamma 4 (gene GNG4). Gene Ontology annotation, molecular function: G-protein beta-subunit binding. The coding region runs from base 442 to 669 and encodes 75 amino acids. The record is from RefSeq and is a predicted model, not a curated record. Gene Ontology annotation, biological process: G protein-coupled receptor signaling pathway. The transcript has 4 exons. NCBI's taxonomy places the organism in Eukaryota, Metazoa, Chordata, Mammalia, Artiodactyla, Bovidae. Gene Ontology annotation, cellular component: heterotrimeric G-protein complex.